Messenger RNA from Talpa occidentalis (Iberian mole), 2728 nucleotides. It is a transcript of the gene TTLL11, whose product is annotated as tubulin tyrosine ligase like 11. Lineage: Eukaryota; Metazoa; Chordata; Mammalia; Eulipotyphla; Talpidae. The transcript has 9 exons. Gene Ontology annotation, biological process: microtubule cytoskeleton organization; protein polyglutamylation. Bases 1 to 2115 code for a protein of 704 amino acids. Gene Ontology annotation, molecular function: tubulin binding; tubulin-glutamic acid ligase activity. The record is from RefSeq and is a predicted model, not a curated record. Gene Ontology annotation, cellular component: cilium.
AUGCAGCGGGGCGGCCCGGCGGCGCCGGCGCGCGGGAGUGAGGCGCGGGCGGAGGCCGCGGCCGGGGCGCGGGAGGCGGCGGAGCAGGGCGCGGUGGACGCGGGCGCGGCCGGGGAGCCGGAGCCCCAGGCGCGGGGGGAGCCGCCCCCAGCGCCGCCGCCGGCGCAGCCCCGCGCGGCCGAGGAGGGGGACGCCCGCGACCUCCGGCGGCCGCCGCCCGCGCCGUCCCCGUCCCGGUCCCCGUCCCGGUCCCCGUCCCCGUCCCCGUCCCCGCCGAAGCCGCCGUCCUCGCGGGGCCGCUGCUCGCGCGCCAAGCCCGGGAGCAAGGGCCGAAGCUGCCCGCGGGGCUCGGGCCGCCAGCCCCAGGAGCGGGCCUCCCGGCGGCGCGUCACCGUGGACAGCUCCAAGGCCAGGACCUCCCUGGACGCCCUGAAGAUCAGCCUCCGGCAGCUCAAGUGGAAGGAGUUCCCAUUUGGCCGACGUCUGCCUUGUGACAUCUACUGGCAUGGAGUUUCAUUUCAUGACAAUGACAUAUUCUCCGGUCAAGUGAACAAGUUUCCAGGCAUGACGGAGAUGGUGCGUAAAAUUACUCUGAGCAGAGCGGUGAGAAUCAUGCAGAAUCUCUUUCCAGAGGAGUACAACUUCUACCCUCGCUCAUGGAUUCUGCCUGACGAGUUCCAACUCUUUGUUGCUCAGGUUCGAAUGGUGAAAGAUGGCGACCCUUCCUGGAAGCCCACUUUCAUUGUGAAGCCUGAUGGUGGUUGUCAGGGUGAUGGAAUCUACCUCAUUAAAGACCCCAGUGACAUCCGCCUAGGAGGGACCCUGCAGAGCAGGCCGGCGGUAGUCCAGGAGUACAUCUGCAAACCUCUCCUUAUCGACAAGCUCAAGUUCGAUAUCCGUCUGUAUGUCUUACUGAAGUCCUUAGAGCCCUUAGAGAUUUAUAUAGCCAAAGACGGACUCUCUAGAUUUUGUACAGAGCCAUAUCAGGAGCCCAGCUCCAAAAAUCUGCACCACAUCUUUAUGCACUUAACCAACUACUCACUGAACAUCCACAGUGGGAACUUUGUCCACUCAGACAGCACGAGCACAGGCAGCAAAAGGACUUUCUCCAGCAUUCUUUGUAGGUUGUCUUCCAAAGGCGUCGACAUCAAGAAGGUGUGGUCUGAUAUCAUCUCCUUGGUGAUUAAGACUGUCAUCGCCCUGACUCCAGAGCUCAAGGUUUUCUAUCAGUCGGACAUCCCCGCGGGGAGGCCGGGACCUACGUGCUUUCAGAUUUUAGGCUUUGACAUUCUUCUAAUGAAAAAUCUGAAGCCCAUACUACUUGAAGUAAACGCGAAUCCCAGCAUGAGAAUCGAGCAUGAGCAAGAACUUUCUCCAGGCGUCUUUGAAAAUGUACCCAGCCUUGUCGAUGAGGAAGUGAAAGUCGCCGUGAUCAGAGACACUCUGCGCCUCAUGGACCCACUUAAGAAGAAAAGGGAGAACCAGUCUAAGCAGCUUCAGAAGUCUUUGGCUGAAAAGGACAACCCUUCCAACAGCGAGUUGACCAAGGCCUCAGACGGCAAUGCCAACCCCGAAGCCCACUUGCCCUCCAUCUGCCUCAAGCAGGUGUUCCCCAAGUACGCAAAACAGUUCAACUACCUGCGCCUGGUAGACAGGAUGGCAAAUUUGUUCAUCCGGUUCCUGGGGAUCAAGGGCACAAUGAAGCUGGGACCAACAGGCUUCCGGACCUUCAUAAGGAACUGCAAGCUCAGCAGCAGCAGCUUGUCCAUGGCCGCUGUGGACAUCCUGUACAUUGACAUCACGAGGAGGUGGAACUCCAUGACCCUCGACCAGCGGGAUUCAGGGAUGUGCCUGCAGGCCUUCGUGGAGGCUUUCUUCUACCUGGCACAGAAGAAGUUCAAGAUGCUGCCCCUCCACAAGCAGGUGGCCUCGCUGAUCGACCUGUGUGAAUACCACCUGUCCCUGCUGGACGAGAAGCGGCUGGUGUGCCCCCGGAGUGGCACGUUGAGCGGCCGCCUGCCCCCCAGUACCACACCCCAGGAGGCCCAGGGAAACGCCCCACCCUGCACCAACAGCACCCCCAAGCUCUCCCACUCCAGACACCCUGCGUCCUGAGGGCCACUCUGUCCUCUGGGAAGAAGAGGGAGCCCUUAGGGCCGGAGGGAGGCCCCGGGCCCCUACCUGGGGAGAGAGGGCAGGUUGCCGGAAACGCCCCUGGGGAUGCUGCUCAUCCCCGAGGUGUCCUGCUUGGAAAGGCCGGCUGAUCCCGCCCGCCCUCCCCCUGCGCCUGUCGCCUCUGGGUGGCCCUCCUGCUGGCGAGCCAUCAGCGGACGCAUGACAUCCGAAGUGGCAGGAGGCAGCUUCUAUUCCGGACUCACAGAAAGCAAGCACUGGGGUAACACUGUUGCAUUUGGGGCACGUGGCACCCACCAUCCCAGGACUGAGGGCUGCGGGAGCGAGGGACUCAGGAGGACUCUGCUCCAAGCCCGAGUGCAUCAUGUUGAUUUCCUACCGCGCCGCCCGCGAAAAUCACGUCGGCAUCCCCGACUCUCCCGUCCCGAUCAUGUGCUACACGGGUGUAGUUAACAGAUUAGCCUCAUUUGUUUCAUUAGCUUGCCUGUUGCUGCAACGUUUGGUUUGUUAUUAAGAAAUAAUUAAGACGUAACUACCUACGGCUCCCAGCAUCUCCGAGCCGGCAGGCACCUCCCAGAUCCUUUUGUUGGAUUUU